Molecule: messenger RNA, 1044 nt
Organism: Arthroderma uncinatum
Lineage: Eukaryota; Fungi; Ascomycota; Eurotiomycetes; Onygenales; Arthrodermataceae
Product: ubiquitin carboxyl-terminal hydrolase
Exons: 1
Coding region: 1-1044 (347 amino acids)
Biological process (GO): protein deubiquitination
Cellular component (GO): cytosol; nucleus
Molecular function (GO): cysteine-type endopeptidase activity; cysteine-type deubiquitinase activity
Source: RefSeq, a predicted model, not a curated record
AUGUUCCAAAGUGUUCUCAAAUACCGCAGCACAUGCCAAAACUGUCAACACACUAAGUACUCUGAGAAGGAUCAUUCAUGGGUUCUUAGUGCGCCCCCGCUAGAAGGAAAACUGGGAUCCAUCGAGGACUGCAUUCGAGAAUACAUGAAGCCAGAAAUCAUCCCAGGGUAUAAAUGUGAUAAUUGCAAAACGGAAUCAACACUUUAUCGGCAGAUGUUCAUCCGGGACGCACCUGAAGUACUUGUUGUCCAGAUCACCAGAUUCAAAGUAUCAGAGACUGGCGAAUCAUCGAGGCUCACAACGAGAGUGACCUUUGCUGAGGAUCUAGACCUCACACCGCGACUAAUCCCGCGGGCCGGAAGAUCAGGAGAAACUCUCAGCUACCAGCUUAGUUCAGUUGUCGUCCACCGCGGAACCACUAUUAAGGAGGGGCACUAUAUCUCCUAUGUUAAAGGACCAAAUGGUGCCUGGGCAUCCCUAGAUGACGAAUUCUCUGAGCACGUCGACAUCAGUGCUGUUCUUAAUUGCCAUGAGGAUAUGGUAGUCCCCUAUGUCCUCAUCUAUAAUAGGAAACCCCUUUUUACAGCAACCCGUGGGGGCCAGAAUACAGUUGCCAGCGAUACGGGGACACACUCAAUUAUUGAGAUUGGAUUCUCCCCGCCCGGUGAAGUGGAGGAGAUAUCUUCUUCCACUAUACCUGGGGUUUCUGCGCAUAUUACUCCUGACUUGCCCCAGGAACAACAGAAUGGGGAAUCUGCCCCGGCGGCCCCUGAAGCGAGCGACGGCCUGUCUGACUUAUUCGAUGGCUCACAGCGUUCGUCCGCUGGUCCACCUGACCCCAGCUUAGGGGCUCGCUGGGAGGGACAGCCAGCAGAGAUCGCUGUUCAGGUAAUCAUGGGUGAUAUAGUCCUAACAGGGGUCUUGAAGGGUAUUUUACAGAGGUCAAAGCGCCUUGGACUUGGUAGCGUGCAAGGAGGUGGUGCAAAACCAACGGGUAUUGUUAAAUCAAGCCGUUCGCCGUUACGGGCUCAUCACGGAAGGUAA